This is a messenger RNA of Ceratitis capitata (Mediterranean fruit fly), 2608 nucleotides long. RefSeq lists its product as uncharacterized. Gene Ontology annotation, cellular component: nucleoplasm; cytosol. Lineage: Eukaryota; Metazoa; Arthropoda; Insecta; Diptera; Tephritidae. Gene Ontology annotation, biological process: nucleotide-excision repair; proteasome-mediated ubiquitin-dependent protein catabolic process. The record is from RefSeq and is a predicted model, not a curated record. Gene Ontology annotation, molecular function: proteasome binding; polyubiquitin modification-dependent protein binding; ubiquitin binding. Bases 145 to 2490 code for a protein of 781 amino acids. The transcript has 7 exons.
CCCAUCAAUGUUAAAAAUCCAAUUAUAUUGUGAAGAAAAAGACAACGGCGUUCAAAAAUUAUCUUGAAAGUUUGACAAACUUUUAAUAUAAAACAAAAUUUCCGAACCAAGACGUUGCAAUUUAGUUAAUUAUACGGUCACGAAAUGAUUAUCACCGUAAAAACUAUGAAGAGGGAGAAAUUCGCAAUCGAAUUCGAUCCACAAAAGACGGUAUUUCAAUUGAAGGAAAAAAUCUUUUCAGAACGUGGAGCGAACUACGUUGUAGAAAAUCAAAAACUGAUAUACGAUGGUAUGACACUCAAGGAUGAGCACAAUAUCAAUUCCUACAAUAUAGAGGAAAAGAAGGCUGUUAUGCUAAUACUCAAACGCGAUUUCGAGAAUUAUAUUCAAAAACCAGAAAAAGCUGAUUUUUCAGUAGGAAUCUCUUCGCAAAUAUCUGAUGGAGCUAAUAAUAAUAUAGAUCAUGGUUCCAAAACAGUGUACAACACAUUGAUACAAAAACCAGAUGAACUGACCCUGGAUGUUGAAGCGGUUUCAAGUAGUAGUGAUAAUGAUUUAGAUGAGGGCAAUAAGUCUGAAAAGAGUGUUGCCAAUGAUGGAGUGGCCACUGAUUACUCUACUCGGAGUAAUAAUAGUAUAUUAUCCAGUACAUCUGGCGAGCAGCCUUUUUCCAAAAGCAGUAAUAGAUCUGGAGGUUCCGAAAACAGCAACAGCACUUACUCAAGUGGUGAUCUCGCAGGCGUUUUUUCUAAUAUUUCGCUGCAAUCAUUAGUUGAAUCAAGUUUACCAAAAAGUAAAGAGCACAGCCACACUAUUGAGUCUAUAGUCGAAAUGGGGUUUAGUAGAGAAAUCGUAGAACAAGCAAUGUCACUUAAUUUCAAUAAUCCUGAGCGUGCAGUAGAAUCUUUAAUUAGCGGACAAAUCGAAUCAUUAAUUCGGCUUAGUGCAGGUAAAGCAGCUGAGAACUGCGUUACUAAAAAUGAUGAUGAUAAACUUGGUGAUUUUGAAAUAGAACAUGCUAAGUUUUGUAAUAAGGGAUUGGAUGACAAUGAUGAACUAAUGCCCACUGAUGAUGGCACUACAAAGGGGAAAGCUAAGAAUGCUAAUACAGUGACGCGAGGUAAAUCCAAGCCUGCAACUUCAAGAAAAGCUUGGUUUGUAGGAAGCGACUGUAUGGAAGAUAACGGUAUUGGAGCUGUUCUAGGUCCUGUGGAAAGCAAUACAAGUAUAAUAUCUAGUGGGUCUAGUUCAUUUCGCCUUUCCGAAAGAAGUACUAGAUCUGGUGAUUCUGAAACUAGUCAUAGUACAUUCUCAAGUGGUGACCUUGUUGGAGUAUUUUCAAAUACUUCACUACAGUCACGAUCCGAUGCCAAUAUGCCCACAAAUGAAGAGUACAAUCGCGCUGUAGACUCAAUGAUGGAAAUGGGCUUUAGUAGGGAUACGGCUGUGCGUGCUAUGGCAGCUAGUUUUAACAGUUUCGAACGUGCCUUGGAGUACUUGAUUAGUGGAAUGUCCGAAAAUUCAGAUAGUAUUAAUACUAAUACAAUUAGUGAGGACAACAAUUAUAUCAAUAACUGCGAAAGACGUCAUAUCAGCAGCAAUGAAGGAGGUGGUGAUGGAGUAGAAAAUUCCGAUCAUAGAAAUGAACAGCAAGACGACGAGCAAAGGUCCUUAGAGGGUAACCAAGCAACAUUGCGUUAUCUUGUUGGCCCUGAACGAGGAGUCGCCUUCGAAAUGUUUCGUAAUCAGCCGCAGUUUCUACUGAUGCGUUCCUUGAUGUAUCAGAAUCCUGAUGUCUUACAUGAAGUGCUUCAACAGAUCGGUCAAACAAAUCCAGCCCUCUUGCAACUUAUAUCGGAAAAUCAAGAUGCAUUUUUAAGUAUGCUUGGCGAAAACAUGGAAGAGCAAACUAAUAAUGAUGCAAGCCAGGAAUACCCUCGUCGGAUGACCGCGGGAAGACGUGCACAGCUUGCAGCCGCUGUUCGUGCUGCAGCUGGUGGAGAUGGAUUGCAUGUACGAUCUGUGGACAUAGCACCUGGUGCGGGAGGUGAUGGACUGCUUACACAUCAGCGUCCUGGAGAAAGCGGCGAUGCAGGUGCCGAUACAGUACCUCAUAGCAUUACACUACCUCGACUAAAUAGAGUGGCAGAGCGACGCGCUGCCGCUGUGGAUGCCUUCUUGAGGGAAAGAGCUGCAGCUGCAGCGACGGUGGCUGCAUUGACUGCAGAUACUUCUGGCAUAGUUCAAAGUAAUACAGAUGAAUGCCGAAAUGAUAUUAGCGCUACAUGUAUAGAUUCAGAGAGAUAUACGGAUGUGGAUGAUAAUGCACCGUUCCUAACUGGCUGUGAUGAGGAAGCAAUUCAGCGUCUGAAAGCUCUCGGAUUUGCAGAAAACUUAGUAUUAGAGGCAUAUCUAGCUUGCCAAAAGGAUGAAGAAUCGGCAGCAAAUCUUUUGAUAUCUUCAUCAAAUGAAAAUUUGGAAGAAGUUUAAUGACACUAUUUUUCUUAAAGAUUGAUUAACAUUUUAGUUUUUUAAGUUUAGUCUUCUUAUUAUACAACUUUGUAAGCUUCAUUUUGAAGUUUUUAUAAUUUCACAGCAAUAUACUAUG